Messenger RNA from Clarias gariepinus (North African catfish), 1794 nucleotides. RefSeq lists its product as uncharacterized. The coding region runs from base 631 to 1359 and encodes 242 amino acids. NCBI's taxonomy places the organism in Eukaryota, Metazoa, Chordata, Actinopteri, Siluriformes, Clariidae. The record is from RefSeq and is a predicted model, not a curated record. The transcript is spliced from 6 exons.
CAAAUUGUGAUCGGAUUUUUGAGUUUGUGGUUUACUGCAAAUUAGGUCACAGGUUAUAUAAUUAGAAGUAGGGUGGAGCAACACUGAUCACAAAGACAGGAGUGUUCACACUGAGUAACCAGAAAUACAACUUUAAAAUGAGCAGAAAUGAUUAGGAGAUCUUAAACCAGAGUCACACACUUCUCUGCAGGUUUCGUUAAGUUAUACUGUCUGUGAUCAUUUGCGGUCAGUGGGGGCUCAGUGGUAGGUUUCUUACCUAGCAUGUGGAAGGCAAACACUUCCAAACCAUUAUAACCAAAUUAAUUAAAAGAAAUAAUAAUAAUUCUUGGGUUUGUCUCAGGGAUUCUGCUUCAUCUCAACACCCUGUCAGUGAUUACUUUUCUCUAACAGCGUGAACCAGAGUGUUUACACCAAAGAAGCUUUUUACAGGAGUUUCUUUCUCUAUAAAUUAGUGAGUGAACAAAGCGUUUGAAGACAAUGUGAAAGUGAAACUGUAUGGAGCAGCCUAUUUGUCUCUCUCUCUCUCUCUCUCUCUCUCUCUCUCUCUUUUUCUCUCCACCUGAACCCGAUUCUCAACAAAGCACACGAUAAACCUUGGCUUUUUAAAGCAGGCUUUACCCUGACUUCAGAAUGCCUCCUGCACACAAAGUCUUCCUCAUGGUUCUUGGGAACACCCUGGACCACCACAAGAUGUUUAUGGAAAAUCUUAAAUCCAAAGUAAAUCUACAUGAAGUGAACUUGGAGGAUGAUUGUGAUUUCAUUAUUGCUUUUGUACCGAUCGUGUCUCGAGCCGGGACAGACAUUCAAGCUGCUGUUGAAAAAAUUUCCAAUAAUAAGCCCGUCAUUCUCGUGGUGCUCCACCACACAUUUGAUCCAAAUUACCUCCCUCCAGAUAGCAAACUCUGUGUAAAGAGGAACAGCAGAGUGUUUGCUGUAGAUUGUCUUUUCCAUGAAGAUAAGGGGUUAUUGAUAUCCCAGCGCAAUAGCAUUGCAAUCAUAGAUGUGAAGAAAUCUAUUUCUGCAAUGCAGAUCAGAGAGGAACAGUACGAGGUUGGGCCUGAUCAGGACGAUGAGAAUCAACCACUGAUACAACAGAGGAGAUCCGGUCAUGAAGUCGAGAGACAAGACCUGGUGGAUCGCAAAUGUUUCUUGAAGAAAGUUCUUUUGGGGUUAAUUGUUUUGUGUAUAAUUGUGAGUGUUGCGGUGGGUAUUAUGGUGGAUGAUCUUGACGGUACCCCUAUGGGUAUUUAUGCAGGCGCUGGUGUGGGUGCCAUUUUGCUCACAAUUGUUAUGAUUGUUGUCUUGGUUAAAUAUAAACAAGCAGGAAAAAAGCUGUACUUGUCACACACCUCUCACUGAAUUUCCCUUAAUUAAUAAUUAAAAUCCCGAAUGUAAUAGGGCUACAAGGUUACAGUCCUGCUAUCCAGGUAUUUUUUUUUCUGAGAACUCUGUUCCAAUAUUUUUGGAUUGUAAUGAUGUAAUGAUAUCUAAUCAUAUAAUAGGAAUAUUUCAUUUAUUUCUGGAUCUCAAUGUUAUGUUUAAUGUUUACCCAAUAGAUAUUUUAUAAAAUAGAUGGGAUGUACAGUAGUAUAGCAUCACUUAUGGCUGGCCAGUGUGUAGUAAAAAGUGUGUGUAAAAAGUGUGUAUGUGUAAAAAGACAGCCAAUCCUAGAACAUUUUCAUCCUGGUUUCAUUAUCACAAAGUUCAGUAACAUUUAUCUUAUAUAGACUCCCAAAUAUAUUUUGAAUACGUCUCAUCCUUUUCUCCAUCGUCUGCAUUAAUGAUUGGUGAACA